This is a messenger RNA of Drosophila subpulchrella, 478 nucleotides long. RefSeq lists its product as uncharacterized. The record is from RefSeq and is a predicted model, not a curated record. Bases 60 to 302 code for a protein of 80 amino acids. The transcript has a single exon. Lineage: Eukaryota; Metazoa; Arthropoda; Insecta; Diptera; Drosophilidae.
CCAAUCAGUAGCGCAGUUCCCAAGCCCGAGGUUACAAGUCUAGACACCUGGAGAAACCCAUGGAUUUUCUAUCGAAACUUCUACUGAUCGCCGGCCUGCUGAUGCUGAGCUGGCAAUGGACGGUGGCCAUGCCCAACGUCCCCAAAAAUCAGCCCGGCGGAGUGUCUAUCUCCCAACCCGAUCUACCGCUCGUGGACAACUCGGCCAUAUUGGUGCAGAGCAUCUUUAACAUCGAUCCAUCUCUGUGCCCCAAGGGCUAUGUGCGUGUGGGUCCUCACAACACGUGUCGCAAGGAGGUCUAGGAAGAUAACGUCUGCCGGGGAAUUCCAGGAUAUAAAGUAAUAAUCGGUCAAUAACUGAACUCUACAAAGCAGCGAUAAUUGACCAACGAAUGCCAGACGGGAACGUGCCAAAAGCUGUGUUAAUUAUUGUUACUGAAGCAUAAUAUAUACGCGAACAAAUAAAUUAUACAAAAAUA